AUGGCCAAAAAUAAGUCACCGACGAAAAAUUCUAGGGCCGCCCGCUGGGCGUCGUCCCCCACCAACAUGGACAAGUCUCUGAAGGAUGUGUCGCUGCCGCAGAACACGUCGGGGCCCCAGCGCCCAUCCGUGUUGGCCGCUCACCACUCUGCGGGCGUACAGAAGAAGGUGAAGCGCAAGAGCCAGAUGACGUCUAAGGCGCGCAAGCGCCAGGAGCGCAGCAUGCAGAUGGCCGAGGCCGUCCUCGAGCGCACAAGCAAAAAGGUGGAGCGCAGCAUCGACCGUGGGCGCAACGUCCAGCGCCGCAGCAAGGGAUGGGACGAGAUCAAUAAGGAGGCUGAGGCGCACGGGGUCAAACUCGUCGACGUUGAGGAUGCCGAGACGCAGGCCGACAAGGACUGGGAGACGGACGAAGAGCCGACUCCUGCUGCUGCCACCGUCCCGAUUAUCGAUGCCCGAGAGUCUGUCGACGAUGACGGAUAUAUUGCUGUGGACGACGACGAUAUUAUCUAG
Molecule: messenger RNA, 513 nt
Organism: Geosmithia morbida
Lineage: Eukaryota; Fungi; Ascomycota; Sordariomycetes; Hypocreales; Bionectriaceae
Product: Alb1
Exons: 2
Coding region: 1-513 (170 amino acids)
Biological process (GO): ribosomal large subunit export from nucleus
Cellular component (GO): preribosome, large subunit precursor; nucleolus
Source: RefSeq, a predicted model, not a curated record